AUGGCCGAUCUCAAUAUCCCCAUUGCGGUUCGGCGAACCCGUCGAAGCAAUGUUGGCAUCGUGAAGCCAGAAGAAACCGAGUCUCCAGCUCUGCCACCCAAAACCCCGCGACGGGCAAGGAAGGCAGUUCGAUUCUCUGAUCCAGGUAUAUCAAUGUCUAGCGGAUUGACGCCCAUGAUCAACCGCACAUCCAUCAACACUCCUCGACAGCGGCGUCGUGCGUCAACACCAGCCAUUUCCACCAGAAGCGGAACUCCUGGUCCCCAAAACCCAAUCUUCCUAUCCCACAAUCAUCAUCAAUCAUCACACCCGUUGCAUCACACCAUCGAUGGCCGUGUUGAGAGACGCGUUCGCCGAAACAAUCUUCGCGACUUGCUCAACAAGCUCGAGCAGGAAAAGAAACGCAAGGCACAGCAAUCUCAAGCUGAGAUUAGCCAUCUCAAGUCUGAAAUCAAGUCUAGGGACAGAGAGAUUUACGAGCUGCAAAACGCCACCAUUGUUGUUGACAAUGAGAGGAUCUGGGACCUGGAGCAGCAGAUUGAAAAUCUCAAGGACGAGCUAGCCAAGAGGCCCGAGACUCCGCAUCAUCAUACGAGAAGCUAUAACUGGACAUUGGCAGCGCGUGACCCGUUUGCGGAUGAAUACACGGACAUGGCCAUGGACGAGGACCAGUUUGGCGAUGCGACCAUGGCACACCUUGUGACGAGCACUCCCUCCCGAGCGAGGUCGUCGUUUCCCACGCCUCCUGCUACCAGCCCUAUGCUGCCUUCUACGCCGUGCUCCUCAAGGCCGUGUCUGCCUACCCCCCGAUCUCAUAUGGGUGUCCAGGUUUGCUUUCCUGACGUUGAGAAACGGCAAGCGGAAGAGGAGCUUGCGUCGUUGCAGCUCGAGGUGUGUAAAUUGACGGCCACUCUGGAUUCAUACAGGAAUCUGAGCUCAAAACUGAAAGAGAAGCUUGCCUCUGUGGAGUCCAUCUCACCUCGGAGCGACGGUGACUCUGCAGCAGACGUCUUGGAGGGCAAGAUUGAGGCUUUGCUGCAAAACAUGUCUGAUCGAACGGAAGCCGUACGACAACUCAGCGCUGCAAUUGCCGACCUCGGAUUCCCUGGAGCAGAUGCUAGCGAGAUGAUUAUAGCGCUAUCAUCUGGCUUCCGAGCCGCUCGUCUGGAGCUGGAGUAUCUCACGCCCGGGGAGAUUGCACUGCCGCUGACUUCCCAUGGCGCCGAGGUGCUCGAUCUCCUGCUCACACGCUUGCGCGAACUGGCCAAGAAGGCCAAGGAAGACGAAUCGUCCAUAGACGAGUAUCACGAGCUUGAGCAGUCCCUGCGCAAACAACUCGACGCCAGAGUCAGCGUCAUGGACGAUCUCAAAAGCGAAAUGGCAAAGGCCGAGCGCCUCCUCCACGAGAAGAACCUCAAAGUUCAGGAGCUCGAGAUCGGAAACGAGCGUCUAAAGGGCGCAGUUGGCGGGUAUAUCCGCGACAUGUCUGAGCUCGAGAAGCUCGUGCAGAGGAUGGAGCAAGAACACCGCGAAGCAUGCGCCACGCACUCGGCACAAAGGGAGUUUGACCGACAAGAACUCGCAAAGAGAGACGCGAGCAUCUCCGAGCUGCAGGAGAGACUUGCCGAUGCCGUGCGACAAUCCGCCAAUCUACAAAAGGAAAUAAGCGACGUUCAAGACAGCAGCACCCGGCACGUCGUGUCGCUGAAUAAACGCCACGGUGCCGCUCUGGCUCUCCGGGAUGCGAGAGUUUUGGAGCUGCGCGGUGAAAUCGACAGGGUCAACGACUCCUUGCGCGCCGCUCAUGAAACCAUCCGAGUGCUGCGCGUAGACAAGGGCAGUUUGCAAAGCCGCAUGGAAGACGAGCGGGACAAGGCCAAGGCGGCCAUGGACUCGAUGAAGGCUGAGCUGCAGCGCGUUUUGCAGAUGAGCCACGAGUUUCUGAGUAGUCCCGGGCGGGCAGAGAAGCAAGUCUAUCUGCGCGACGAAGCGGAAGAUGAGCUCGCCUCUUCCCCGUCCUGUGUAGACGGGAAAGCUGUGGCUGCUGCUUCCGACUCUUUAGUACCAACCACGAGUGCGAAGAAGCUUCGCAGAAGGUAUGAUAGCGGUCUGGGCUUAUUAGAGGAGGAUGACGUGGAAAUGUUGUAG
This is a messenger RNA of Metarhizium acridum CQMa 102, 2148 nucleotides long. RefSeq lists its product as uncharacterized. NCBI's taxonomy places the organism in Eukaryota, Fungi, Ascomycota, Sordariomycetes, Hypocreales, Clavicipitaceae. The record is from RefSeq and is a predicted model, not a curated record.